Messenger RNA from Phoenix dactylifera (date palm), 1976 nucleotides. Its product is annotated as tetraspanin-6-like. Gene Ontology annotation, cellular component: membrane. Lineage: Eukaryota; Viridiplantae; Streptophyta; Magnoliopsida; Arecales; Arecaceae. The record is from RefSeq and is a predicted model, not a curated record. Gene Ontology annotation, biological process: auxin-activated signaling pathway.
AAGAGUUUGAACUAAAUUCUUUGAGCUAACCGGAACUGUAAAAAGAUCGAACCAAGUUCCCUUCAAUCCAAAAGUCACUACAGACGGAACGGGUCGUGGUUUCCUCAUUGCCGGAAUUGGCAUGCCGUGCCCGACCCCCAUAAUCGAGCAUACGUCGCUUCAUGCCUUCAUAUCUGGAUUCUUUUGGACACUACGAACACGUCAACCUAAAGCAAUAAAGCGAUCGGAGCGUGGUCUAUUGUUAUCAAAAGUAUGCUGCUAAGUCUCAGAUCUUAUCUCCCCAAAAGCACCAUUAUAUGCACUAAGUAACAAUAGCUGAAACUCCACUAACAAUCCAUAGUAAAGCCAGAAAAAAGUCCAUAAAGCCAAGACACAAACAAAAAGAACUACCUCCCUCCAUUAUUACUUAGCAUUUAAGAAAUGAAGACCCGCACAAGGCACCCAGAAGUCGAAUAUCCUGUUCACAAAGCUUUGGCCCAGAAAGAGGGAAGCACCGAGGUAUACAUCCACCACCCUACAAAAUUGCAGAAGGCUCGCCUUGUUUUCAGAAAAAGCAGAACCACAUUAGUAAAGCAGCCCAUGAAGAAAGAAGAAGAAGCGGAAAGUAAUACCCGCUCUCAGACCGAGCAAUCAGAAGAAAGAAGGCAAGCAAGCAAGCAAAGAAGCGAGUAGAAGCCAAUCUAGAGAGAGAGAGAGAGAGAGAGAGAGAGAGGAGGGGAGAUGGCCAUGUACCGAUGCAGCAACAUGGUGAUCGGGUACCUGAACCUCUUGUCGCUGCUGGCGUCGAUUCCGAUCAUCGGCGGGGGACUGUGGCUGGCGCGGAGCUCGAAGACGUGCGAGUCGUUGCUGCAGAAGCCGCUGCUGGUGCUGGGCUUCGUGGUGCUGCUGGUGUCGCUGGCGGGGUUCGUGGGGGCGUGCUUCAACGUGGCGUGGGCGCUGUGGCUCUACCUCCUGGUGAUGCUCCUCCUCAUCGCGGCGCUCCUCGGCCUGACGGUGUUCGGGUUCGCCGUCACCGGCCGCGGCGGCGGGGUGCAGGUGCCCGGCCGGGUGUACCGGGAGUACCACCUGGAGGACUAUUCCCGGUGGCUCCGGCGGCGGAUCACGGAGGGCCGGUACUGGCAGGCGGCGAGGGCCUGCGUCGUGGGCUCCAAGGCCUGCGCCAACAUCGUACUCUGGACUCCCUUGGACUACCUCCAAAAGGACCUCACGCCGAUCCAGUCCGGGUGCUGCAAGCCGCCGACAUCGUGCACGUACAGCGCGGGGGCGGCGGUGGCGGCGCAGGACGCGGACUGCUACCGGUGGAACAACGCGGCGAGCGUGCUGUGCUACGAGUGCGACUCGUGCAAGGCCGGGGUCCUGGAACAGGUAAGGCGGGACUGGCACAAGCUCUCCGUCCUCAACGUCGUCGUCCUCGUCUUCCUCCUCGUCGUCUACUUCACUGGCUGCUGCGCCCUCCGCAACGCCCGCCGUGCCGAAUACGGGUACCCCUAUGGCGAGAACCACAUGUCCAAAAUGCGACCUCGCUGGGACUACUACUGGGGGAGGUGGUGGCGUGACAGAAGGGACCAGCUCUAUUAGCUCCCUUCCCUUCGUUUUGACCCGGAUUGUGCCAUGAAGGUUGUGAGUUUCUCGGGCCUGUAGAUAUUUUGGUUGAGCGUAUGACUAGGAGAUGGAUGAAGCUCCAUUGGAAUGCAUGCUGAGGAGGAUUUUGGAAUGGAAUGAUUUGUUGUCCAGAUGACUCUAAGGUGAUAGACUGCAUACUUCAUCAUCACUCAAUCGCCACUGCAUCUGCUUUCCAUGAAGUCCAGAGCAAGCAUCCUUGCAAUAUGUAAUAUAUAUACACGCAUGAGCAUGCAUUCUAAGAUAAUUCAACGUUGACAAAAAGAAUCGAUCCUUGCUUCCAUACAGAGACAAAACGAGCACAAUUGUAGUUGUGUAAGCCUUUUUGAUUAAAUUCCAUUAGCUUCUUAUGCCCA